UGUCGUCGCCGCGUCGUCGUCGAGGUUUUCUCGACAUUAAUUUUAUUUUUUUUUGGAGUUUUCGGAGUUUUUGGAAUCAACGAUGGAAUCGCAAAAUUAUUCCCAGGAAACCAGUGUACCAUUCAGGUAUUUGAAUGCAGAAGAAUCGAAAACAAGAGCGAUUGUUGUCAACGAUUACAUAUUUCACGUUAACAGGAAAACAUCGAAAGCCACAUUUUACAUGUGUAAGGAAAGAUCCGCUUGUCGAGCCCGAUUUGUCGUAAGAGGGCGGGAUGGGUUUUUUAAAUAUAAGGAACACACCCAUCAGUCGCAUGCCCUAGAAAUAGCGAAACAUGAGCUGAAACAACUUCUUCUGCAGUCCUGUUCAAAAACAUUCGAUAGUUAUAGAGAAGUUUUUGACAAAGUCUGCAAUAUACCAGAGCACCGUUUUGCGGCAUCCCACAUCACGUAUGAAAGCGUGCAGGCCUCCAUGAGAAAUGCCAGACUUAAAUGCUUCCCUCGUACACCGACAUCGGCGACAGACUUUGACAUGCUCAUGAAAACGGAAAAGGCAGCCGGGUUCCGGACCAUAUCCGGAGAGUUAUUUUACCAUGGCUGUGUCGGAAACACUGUAUUUUUUAUAGUACCUGCCACUAUGAAAGCGCUGCAAAAUGCAUCAUCCACAAAGCUUUAUUUUGAUGGAACAUUUAAAACGAAGCCCUCGAUGUUUGCCCAGCUGUUCAUGGCAUAUGCGCAGAUCGGAGCAAAGGUUUUUCCGUUGGCGUUUAUGCCAACAGAAACUGCAGCUGCAAACGUCACUGAUUACAUUGAAAUAAUAUCAAAAUUAAUUGACAUUAUGCCGAAGACACCAGUCACUGCAACGAUAUCAGAUUUUGAAAAAUCGCUUAUGGCAGCGUGCAGGAUUGUGUUCCCGAAGGCUACCCAUCAGGGCUGCCUGUUUCAUUUUAAACAGGCUAUAAAACGCUACAUUGUAGCAAAACUACGUAUAUCAUGUAGCGAUAAAGAUCACACCAGUUAUCGGAUGGCCAUGCAAAUCGCGCAUUUACCUGCGGUUAAGGUGCCUGAAGGAGUGAACUUCGUUUGCAAAUAUAUACGCGACAAUACCUACGACCAAUCAAAAGCAGCUAUCUUUGAGCGGUAUCUCCGCACUCAAUGGAUUAGGAAUGUUGGUCCGCAUGUGUACUCCACGUACCAUGCGGAGAUCACGUCCAACAAUGCGGCGGAGUCCUAUCACUCCAAGAUGCUGCGUGAAAUAGGCGAAUCACCAAAUGCUUGGGUGUUUGUGGAGAAAAUUAUCGGCAUGUCCAAGACUGUUGACUUAGAAAUAAAUCGGGCAAAAAACCUUUAUCUACAAAAACAACAUACGUCCAGGCAAAACAUAGUUGAUCAGUGCACUCGUAACUAUGACAGGGAUGGGGACCUUGGCAAGUUUUUGCUGGCAUUAAAUAGCAAACACCAAGAAUUUGGUUCCAUCCCAAUUCCUGUUGAAGAUUUAGUGCCUGCACUUGAAGAAUGCAUUAUAUGCUCAAAAUUGUCAGCGGUCACAUUAAUCCCAUGUAACCAUAAGCCUUAUUGCGCUAGCUGCGUAUGGUCUGCUGUGGGCCAAAAUCCGGAGUGCCCAAUAUGUGCAACUAAAUGGUCGGGUAUUCUUAAGGACGCCGAGGUCUAUUCUGUAUUACUAGUAUGCAUCGCCAUCCCAGUGCAGCGGUUGUUUAACGUAGCCAGCAUCUACGUGUGGGUGCAGUAUGUGUGAUAUGCAGGUUAUUUAGGGAUGACUUCCGGAUAAUCGUUCUCGAAUUAUAAUCUAAUAUAUUCCAACUAAUAUACCGACAAAGACGUCUUUUUGUCAACCAUUAUCCAUUAUCCAUUAUCCGGUGGAAGGAUAGCCUAAACAUUCCACAUCUUGUUCUCUGCCGGCCAUUCGCAGUACACUGAUUUGGCUACGAUGGCUACUCUCGGGUUUAACUUCAAGAGUUAUGUAUGCUAUCGAAUUAGACAGCGUGAGCUAACCAAGGUUAAUGACUCAAUGACUAGUAUAACAGUACGAUGAAAAUUUGAACCAAUUUCAAAGAGUUUGAACCAACAGUUUGGACAAAGUUCCGGGACUCCGAGUGGAAAAACCAACAUUAACAGCUUAUCAGAACAGGCAGCAAUAAUAGUGCACUCAUUACCGAGAUAUGGAAGUUCAAAUAAGUCUGCGCAGGCAACAUAGGAGGAGGAAGCCGAAAAGGGUCAGCAAAACAGCCACGUUAUGAACUGCGAUAUUCAAACGCAUUUGCAAGUUCAACAACUCAAUCAUAUAGAGAAUGAAGCACCAAAGGCCAAUAUAGUACCGGUCGCAAGAAUUGCGGUUAAACAAAUAAAGUGGCAAUCAGUUGACAGCGGUACGCCUAAAGCAAGGCGAGUAUGAAAUGUUUCAAAAGUAGGAUUCGAACACCGAGAAGCUAAAAUGCUGUUUGCAGGCCCAACAAACGAAAUGCACACAAUCGAAGUACAGCGUCGAAACCGUCUACUUUCUCAACAAAUGCUCAUGUCAGCCCUUCAAAUGAACACAACACUAUUCUGAAGAGAAAAAAACAUAUAUAAAGGAAAAGAGAUUCUUGACCCGAAGGCAAAAAUCGUACAGCUUGUAGAAGCAAUGCCAGGGCUAGCAUGUCCAUCUUUUUCCAGAGGUGCCGACGUGCUCUCACAGCCCGCUCUAAACGGCCCAGCCUUAUGUCGCCCAUUCUAAUGAACUCACCACCGAAUUGAGUAAGCUUGGCUGUUGAUCUUAACUAGCACGACACCGAUGAUGAACUGGUAUCGGUAUCAAGGCGAUGACGUUACGCUCUGCAUAUGCUUCGUUGAGUUCAUGGUGAAAUGGUGUGCUAUACCUAUAUUAAAUUGUUUAAAUUUUGAUUUUAUUAUAAGUCUGUAGUGUGUCGAUGUUCCAAAUUUUAUUGAUAACCCGA
This is a messenger RNA of Armigeres subalbatus, 2951 nucleotides long. RefSeq lists its product as uncharacterized. The record is from RefSeq and is a predicted model, not a curated record. Lineage: Eukaryota; Metazoa; Arthropoda; Insecta; Diptera; Culicidae. Bases 83 to 1753 code for a protein of 556 amino acids. The transcript has 12 exons.